CAGUCAAUUUGUUGAGGUUAAGUGCUGUGUUUGCGUUUGUGGGCUUUUUCUCUGCGUUGUCCUCCAAAAAGAUCCUUUUCACAGCUUCGGGAUGGCAUCAUCCAGUCGCGAAGGACAUACCUCACAGUCUAGCGUGACGCAGCCCAUGCAGACGCUCGCGGCGAAGCAGAAAUACAUUGAAAAUUAUGACUUUCCCUACUGCGAUGAGUCCGGAAAGUACGAAAAGGUCUCCAAAAUUGGCCAGGGGACGUUUGGGGAAGUCUUCAAGGCCAGGGAGAAGAAGUCAAAUAAUAAAUUUGUAGCCAUGAAAAAGGUGCUGAUGGACAAUGAAAAGGAGGGGUUUCCCAUCACAGCUCUCCGGGAGAUACGCAUCCUGCAGCUGCUGAAGCACGAGAAUGUGGUGAAUUUAAUUGAAAUCUGCCGAACAAAGGCAACGCAGCACAAUCGCUAUCGUUCCACCUUUUACCUCGUCUUUGACUUCUGUGAUCACGAUCUGGCGGGUUUGUUGUCCAAUAUGAAUGUUAAAUUCAGCCUGGGGGAGAUUAAGAAGGUUAUGCAGCAACUCCUCAAUGGGCUGUACUACAUACACAGCAAUAAGAUCCUCCAUCGGGACAUGAAGGCCGCCAAUGUGCUCAUAACGAAGAAUGGGGUGCUCAAAUUGGCUGAUUUCGGUCUUGCCCGGGCGUUUUCCAUCACAAAGGGCGGCCAACCGAACAGGUAUACAAAUCGCGUUGUCACCUUGUGGUACAGACCUCCGGAAUUACUGCUGGGUGAUCGAAAUUAUGGGCCUCCGGUGGAUAUGUGGGGUGCUGGAUGCAUAAUGGCAGAGAUGUGGACACGCUCGCCGAUAAUGCAGGGAAAUUCAGAGCAGCAGCAGCUUAUCUUCAUCUCACAGCUGUGCGGGUCCUUUACGAAGGAAGUGUGGCCGGAUGUGGAGAAUUUGGAGUUGUACAGCAAAAUGGAGUUACCGAUGAACUACACGCGGAAGGUGAAGGAGCGCCUGAGGCACUACGUGAAGGAUCCCCAAGGCUGUGAUUUGCUGGACAAACUCCUCCAGUUGGACCCCAAGGCGCGCAUUGAUGCGGACACAGCGCUCAAUCAUGACUUCUUCUGGUCAGACCCAAUGCCAACGGAUCUCAGUAAAAUGCUCUCGCAGCACACGACGAGCAUGUUUGAGUACUUGGCCCCCUCGAGGCGAUCUGGGCAGAUGAUGAGGCAGCACCAGCAGCAAAUUGCCGUGAAUCAGGUGCAGACGAAGCAGCAGGAGAACAGCUACCAAGAUCGCGUGUACUGAUUGUUCCGUAUUUAUAAUCGUAAUUUUCAUUUUUUUUCUUUAUUUUUUGUACAAUAAAAAUAUUUAAAAUUUAA
Messenger RNA from Lutzomyia longipalpis, 1368 nucleotides. It is a transcript of the gene Cdk9, whose product is annotated as cyclin-dependent kinase 9. The record is from RefSeq and is a predicted model, not a curated record. Gene Ontology annotation, biological process: protein phosphorylation. NCBI's taxonomy places the organism in Eukaryota, Metazoa, Arthropoda, Insecta, Diptera, Psychodidae. The transcript is spliced from 4 exons. Gene Ontology annotation, molecular function: cyclin-dependent protein serine/threonine kinase activity; ATP binding. The coding region runs from base 92 to 1294 and encodes 400 amino acids. Gene Ontology annotation, cellular component: nucleus.